CACAUCCGAAUCACAUCGACUCUUAUACACAUCAUACUUUGUUUUAGCUUCUAAGUUCUGAAGAAAAAUGGCUCAGCAUUACCAUGUAUCCUCCCUCUUAAUACUUGCAUUUCUCAAUUUAGUCUUCAUUUAUGGCAACAUAACUGGUGCGACUGCACGCCACCUCCUAGAGACACCCCUCCCUGAGAUUCCAAAACCAGAACUCCCGAAAGUCCCAGCUGUGCCGAAGUCUGAGCUUCCAACCAUACCGAAGCCUGAGAUUCCUAGCAUGCCAAAACCUGAAAUACCAAUUGUUCCUACGCCUGAGUUACCAACUUUGCCAAAGCCUAAGAUGCCAGUUGUUCCAAAACCUGAGAUCCCAGCUGUGCCGAAACCCAAGCUUCCUGCUAUGCCAAAGCCUGAGAUUCCAACAAUGCCAAAACCUGAGUUUCCUUCCUUGAAAAAGCCAGAAGUCCCAGCAGUGCCAAAGACAGAGGUUCCUCCAACGGUGAAAAAGCCUGAGAUCCCAACUAUGCCAAAGCCCGAAUUACCGAUUUUACCAAAGCCUGAGAUCCCAGCUAUUCCAAAACCCGAGAUUCCUGCUAUGCCAAAGCCUGAGAUUCCAGUAGUGCCGAAGCCCGAGAUUCCAGUAGUACCAAAGCCGGAGAUACCAGCAAUACCAAAAUCUGAGUUUCCUCCCUUGAAAAAGCAAGAAAUUCCAGGAACACCAAAGACUGACGUUCCUCCGGUGAAAAAGCCUGAAGUUCUAACUUUACCAAAGCCCGAUAUCCCAGCUAUGCCAAAGCCUGAAAUCCCAGAACUACCAAAGCCAAAAGUCCCAGAACUUCCAAAGCCAGAAGUCCCAGCUAUGCCAAAGCCAAAAAUCCCCGAACUUCCAAAGCUAGAAGUCCCAGCUAUGCCAAAGCCGGAAAUCCCAGAACUACCAAAGCCAAAAGUCCCUGAACUUCCAAGGCCUGAAGUACCAUCUAUGCCGAAGCCCGAAAUUCCAGAACUACCAAAGCCAAAAGUUCCAGAGAUUCCAAAGCUAAAAGUCCCAACUAUGCCGAAGCCUGAAAUUCCAGAACUGCCUCAACCAAUUCUUCCUUCACUUUCUCCGCCAUACAAACCCGCUACUCCUUGAGUAAAUUAUAUGCUACUUUCGUUCUAUUAGAAAGUACCCAACUGAUGUUUUGUGAUUCCAUCCGAGUCUAUGAAGUUUGCAACCUGCGCCAUGGCAUUGGAGAAAGUAUUGGAUACUUUCUGAUAGGAGUAGAAACUGCAAUUCUUUUAUAGUAGUAUUUGAAUUGGAUGUGCCAUGUUUCAUUUAUCAUUAUAAUAUAUGAGUGUUUUAUGUACUGUCUAUAUAUAGAGUGUAAUAAGGCUUAGAUCUUUGUUACUUUUGUUUAGUUUCUAUCAUCGGUCAUCUCUGUUUUUUC
Capsicum annuum is the source of this 1415-nucleotide messenger RNA. RefSeq names its product protein PELPK1. Lineage: Eukaryota; Viridiplantae; Streptophyta; Magnoliopsida; Solanales; Solanaceae. The record is from RefSeq and is a predicted model, not a curated record. Bases 68 to 1120 code for a protein of 350 amino acids. The transcript has a single exon.